Seminavis robusta is the source of this 2036-nucleotide messenger RNA. The record is from the annotation of a GenBank genome assembly. Lineage: Eukaryota; Bacillariophyta; Bacillariophyceae; Naviculales; Naviculaceae.
AUGACGGCCCCACUAUCAACGUUCAUGACGCAAUUGCUGGACGAGUCUAUAGUUCGUGAAGAAGGGGAGUCGACAAAAGCAACAGCAGCGCUCUACAGUUGCAGCACGGAAUCUACCAGUAGCGGUACGAUCCACCAAGAAUCGAGUACAGUGAUUGUGUCGGAUAGUAGCAUGGAGCAAGAGCAGAAACCGCAAGAGCAACAGUCGCAUCAUUCCAUGCCUCCCUUGUCUCCGGCGUCGUCCUCAGUGGCCGUGGCUCCUCUAACAAGCACAAGUACUUCUAACACAAGCAAGACAUCGAAUCAGAAGCGAACCGCACUUCGCCGAUGCCGUCAGAGUUUCCAUCAGUCAUUGCCUCCUCCUCCCAAGAAAUCUAGUUUGGUGCGCAGCAAAACAGAUCCUUCGAUUGUGUAUGGGAGUGAGUCUUCCUUGUCCACCACCGAACUAACAAAGGCACAAGCACGUAGUGUACAAGCACAAACUCAGGCACAAACACAAACACAAGCACAGACAGGUGUCGAGUUGAGUUCUUCGUUGACCAAUUUCAUGACGCAAUUGCUGCAAGAUUCCGAUCUUUCUUCGGCCUUUAAUCAACAACAACAACAGCAACGACAAGAACAAGAAGAUGAGGGACUUUCCAAAGGAGCUGCCAAUGUCUUGGCCACCGCUGUCCACGUCAUGAAACAAGAACGACAGCAUUCCCUACAGUCCUGUUCUUGUGAUGACAACAACAACAACAACAACAAUACUACACAACAGCCAAAACAACGACGAUCCAGUGACGACUCAUCAUCAUCAUCCAUGAGGAGUUACCAAAAAGCCGCCAUGGCUUCAUGGGCACGCAUGGACGAUAUUCUCCUGAAACACAAUCAGCAUCACAAUCAACAACAAAGCGAUCCUUACUCGCUCGUCAAGACCAUGGCACAAGUGGGCGGGAAUGCCGAUUUGACACGCUUGAAUUUUAUCAAUAAUAAUAACGUUAGCAAACAACAAUCGCUACUCGUCAAAUCCAAUUCCGACACAUCCUUAUCCUUGGCAUCCUUUCAACAACAACAACAACAAACGGCACUCCAAAAAUCAUCCUCUCAAUCUUUGUCACUGACUGGAUUACGACAAGAACUCAAAAAAUCUGCUUCCUUUGGGAAUUUGCGACAUGCCAUGACACGGUUGAAAUCCAAUACGAAUUUAUUGGAAGCAGUCUCGGUCGAUUCUAGUUACUAUGAUGACGAUGAUGACGACGACACGGACGAGCGAGAGACAGAUCACGAAGCGAGCAAGACCGAUAUGGAUUCGUCGUCGGCACUGCAUCACUCGACAACUACAAAUGAUCCUACUAGUACAACAAUGAAGUCACCCAGUACUGUUACCAAAAAAAAAGACGACAAACAAAAGGCGAGACGGACACGAUCUCGGGAGCAAAAGAAAAAGUCUUUGUCAUCCAAAAAACGAGCCAAAAGUGUCUCCCACAACAACAAAAUAUCAACUUCCAAACCUCCCGUGACGAAACGACCCACAUCCGUCGAUACGGCGACGGGCGGUCGCAGUAGUAGUAGUAGUGUCAGUCCCAGAACACGAUCUGCUUCCACCGGUAGAGGACGAACUCCCAGUGUACGACGACGACAGCAGCCUUCCAAAACGAGUAGUAGCAGCGACAACAACCACAAUAACAACAAGAAAACCAAGAGAACUUCCAGCAAGAGCCACCAAAAACAACAUUCGUCGUCGUCCAAAUCCAGAACGGCCACACGAAGUCCCAGUAUCAGUCGAAUACAACAACAACAACCCAUAGAAUCACAGAGAAGUCGCAGUCAUAGCAAAACACCCAAACGACGACGAUCCACGGCUGUACAUUCGAAAAUGGACGAAUCGUCGGGAAUGAGAGACAAGAGUCGGUCUAGACGAACCAGGGGGGCUGGGAUGGACGAAUCGUCCAAACGGGAUACGACGAGUAGUAUGAGGGAUCACAGUAUGGGACGAUCCAGUCGUCGGACGUCUACCACCAUGAGAACAACUACGGAUGUACCUUCCACACCACG